Pyricularia grisea is the source of this 741-nucleotide messenger RNA. RefSeq lists its product as uncharacterized. The record is from RefSeq and is a predicted model, not a curated record. The transcript has a single exon. The coding region runs from base 1 to 741 and encodes 246 amino acids. Lineage: Eukaryota; Fungi; Ascomycota; Sordariomycetes; Magnaporthales; Pyriculariaceae.
AUGUUCCGCUUCCUAGUCGGCCCCAACAAAAGCGAGUUCACCAUACAUUCCGGGCUGCUCGCGCACCACUCCGCCGCUUUGAAGGCUUUGGUGCACGGUGGAUUCCAGGAGGCGCAGGACGGCUGCGUGACCUGGGAAGACGUCGAAGAAGGGGUGUUCCUGAGCUUUUGGCAGUAUGCCUACAAAGUGGAUUACGACAAUCCGGGGCCACUUCGUCAGACUGUAUCAAAACACGUACCUACUGCGCAUCAAGAGAUUUCGUCUCGGACGGAUGAAACAAUCGACUUGGAGGUAGUAUUUGCUGAAAUGCACAGGCGAGAGCAGUUGACUAAAUGCCAGCUGCUAUGGGAGGACUUCACCGAGUCUUUCCCCUCAGACAUUCCGAAAGAGACGCGAAACAAUAGCGACGGGGCAAAGCGUCAGUCUUGGAUGCUGGUUCAUCACGCAAAAGUCUACAUAUUUGCAGACCGCUAUGGAAUUGACGGACUUAUGGACGUUUCAUUGCAGAAACUUGGCCGGAAUCUGGUGGAUUGCAGCUCUUCGGAAUGCAGCGACAUUGUCGACCUGACACGAUAUUGCCUCGAAGAGCUGGUUCCAGAGAGAUUGAAGAGGAUGGUGGUGCUCUACGUUGCUUGCAAGGUUGAGAUGUUAUGGAAGAGUGACGAAUUUCAGGAGCUUGUUGAAAGCAAUGGUGAAUUUGCUAAAAUUUUAAUUGGGUCUAUGCUACCAAGACUCGACUAA